This is a messenger RNA of Auxenochlorella protothecoides, 963 nucleotides long. RefSeq lists its product as hypothetical. The transcript has 3 exons. Lineage: Eukaryota; Viridiplantae; Chlorophyta; Trebouxiophyceae; Chlorellales; Chlorellaceae. The record is from RefSeq and is a predicted model, not a curated record. Bases 1 to 963 code for a protein of 320 amino acids. Gene Ontology annotation, molecular function: hydrolase activity.
AUGAGGGUAUGGGCUGUGAGCGAUGUACACACGGACUACAAGGAUAACAUGGCAUGGGCGGAGCAGCUUUGCAGCUCGCGCGAGACCCGGGAGGAUACCCUAAUCGUGGCAGGGGAUGUGUCCGACGACCUGCCCACCUUCCGACGCACCAUGGAGCUGCUCACCCGCGCCUACGCCCACGUCUUCUUCGUCCCUGGCAACCACGACCUGUGGUGCCGCAAGGCGGAGCGGGACAUCCGGGACUCCCUGGGCAAGCUGGCCCUGCUGGAGGGCGCCUGCGCCGAGCUGGGGGUUUACACCCAGCCUGCCUGCGUGGGCGGGGUCUGGGUGGUGCCGCUCCUGUCCUGGUACCACGCCUCCUGGGACCGGGAGCCGGACCUGCCGGGCGCCACGCCCAUCGAAAAGGUGACUACGAUCAUGAUGGACUUCCAUGCCUGCACGUGGUCCUCGGUGCCUGGUCUGACCCCGGCCGACGACUCCAUCGCGUGGCACAUGGACUCGCUCAACGACCCCGGCACGGCGCGCGUGCUGGCGGCGCUGGACGCGGCGGAGGCCGUGUCCGGCGUGCGGCCCCCGCUCAUCACCUUCUCCCACUUCCUACCGGACCAGCGCCUGCUGCCAGAGAAGCGCAUGCUGCACCACCCCAACCUGGCCAAGGCGGUGGGCAGCGACCCCCUGGCCGCGCGCAUCGCACGCCUGCGCCCCGCCGCCCACGUCUUUGGCCACACCCACUUCAGCUGGGACGCUGAGCUGGACGGCGUGCGCUACGUGCAGUGGCCCUUGGGGUACCCGGCCGAGCAGCGGCGCCGCGGCCGCCCCGCAGCCGACUGGCGCCCCAUGCUCGUCUACGACGGCGCGCGCGGGGAGCUCACCUCCCCACGCGCAUGCUACUGGUCCAGCCACUACGCGGCCGUGCGGCGCACGCCCUGGGAUCUCACGCCCGCACCCUGGGUCGCCGCCUGA